AUGCAACAUCCAUUGGCCGAUGCUCACCCCGCCGGUGUCGAGGGAGAAAUCUUCCCCGGACAGGACUUCAACAACAACAGAAUCAUGGACUUCCAGGACGUCCAAGAUUGGAAGAGCAACGAAUUGAGCAAGGCCGACUAUGGGCGCAUGCCAUGGCAUGAUGUGGCCAUGGGCGUCAUCGGACCUUGCGUUUAUGAUAUCGCCGAGCAUUUCCAGUUGCGUUGGAACUUUGUCAAGCGUGACAAGUACAAGCGUGAUGAACGUUUCGACUGGCUUACUCUCGAGGGCCGCGAAGGCGAAGAUGAGGAUCUGAUUGCAGUCCAAAGGCCUAAGCAUCCUGUUGGAGAGUACAUUCACCACCCAAUCUCGCCCAUGAACGUCAAGACGGGUAGACCGGACCCCAGUAAUGUCCAAGGUAGUGUUCACGCUCAGAUUGUGCGAAGCAGUGCCGAUUGGUCAAGUGGUAUUUUGACCGAGCACAGCAUCCAGAAUGCGUACUGUGAGAUUAUUCGAAACGCUCAGCACCUCGUUUACAUUGAGAACCAGUUCUUCAUCACUUCAACUGGCGAAGAACAGGCACCCAUCCACAACCAAAUUGGUAAGGCCAUUGUCGAUGCUUGCGUUAGAGCGGGCAAGGAGGGCCGCAAGUUCAGAGUCAUCAUCGUUAUUCCGGCUAUUCCUGGAUUUGCUGGUGACCUGAGAGACAACGCCGCUGCUGGAACCAGGUAUGUCGAAUUGGUAUACCAUUUCUGA
This is a messenger RNA of Aureobasidium uvarum, 753 nucleotides long. Lineage: Eukaryota; Fungi; Ascomycota; Dothideomycetes; Dothideales; Saccotheciaceae. The record is from the annotation of a GenBank genome assembly.